Linum trigynum is the source of this 1098-nucleotide messenger RNA. Lineage: Eukaryota; Viridiplantae; Streptophyta; Magnoliopsida; Malpighiales; Linaceae. The record is from the annotation of a GenBank genome assembly.
AGUAAGAAUGAAUGUGAAAGAUAUAAGUCUCAGGAAAGUGGAGACUUCAGUGAUCUCAUCUUCUUAUACCGCGGAACCAUGCUUCACUCUUUGGUUCAAGAUAAGACUGCUGUUUUGCAUUCUUGACUCAUGAAGUCUACCCAGGUUUGACAUUUUCUGCCAUAGAGUCCCUGUUCGUUCUCAUCAACAUGUUUGAUUACUAGUUGAUACUUUAAGAACAAGACUUGUAUUUUGAAUAUCCCUUGGCAUUGCACAGUGCUAUAUUGAGUCACUGACAUAUAAUUCCAUGGAAACUUCCUGCUGCACUUCUAGCAGCUGGCUUCCUGACUCAUUCUCUGCUUGUUGUAGGAUGAUGGAAUCGGGAUUGCUUCCUAAAGACAAGGCACAAAAGGUGUUGGAUAUGAAGCUCAAGAAGAAGAACCAGAAGUUUGCAUCUCCAAUGAAAAAAGGCACUCCCACCACCACCACCACCACAAAGAAAUCCAACGGUGCAACUGAUACAAAGAAGAAGCCAUCUCCAUCUCCAGUAUCUACAUCUGCCAAAGGCAAGACUGCUCCUUCCAAGGUUACCGCAAAAGAUUCUAAUAAGAAGCGCAAGGCUAGCAGCGAUAGCGAUAAUGACUCUGACGAUGACUUUGUGGUGAAUGUCAUGUCGAAGAGACAGCGGGCAUCAUGAUGAUCCUAUUACUUUGUUAUGUUUCUGCUAUCUUCAUUACGGAAAGCAAAGCAGCAUUUGGUCUGUAUAAGUGUACUAUAACCUAAACUUCCCCAGAUAUCUCUUGUUGAAUUGACUGACAUUAUUUCACAAUUUCCUUUCCUGUUCCUACUGUCUCACAGUCUCUCAUUACUCAUUAGGCCUUUGCUCAUGUCAUCUUAUUGCUACCUUAAUACCGUACCGCAGUCCAACAAAAUCCCAAUUUCGGAUCCGUUUUGUUGGGCUUGGCCCAUUACAUAAUCUCACGACGGUGAAACUGUAAAUUCUCCUAAAUUAGCGCUAAAUCAACGCUUUGAUCACUAAAUAGGAUUUAGGGAGUAGGACGAACGAUAUAUUUUAUUUCCUUCUUGAGAAACCGCCAUAAAUGAAUGGAUUAACUCAUU